Molecule: messenger RNA, 1155 nt
Organism: Protopolystoma xenopodis
Lineage: Eukaryota; Metazoa; Platyhelminthes; Monogenea; Polystomatidea; Polystomatidae
Source: the annotation of a GenBank genome assembly
AUGUACACCUACCAGCAGCAGUCAAUGGCGAGUCUGGCGGCGCUGAAUGCAUACACACAAUCGAGUCAGAACGAGUCGGCUUCGCGGAUGGAGGAUGGGCUGGUGAGCAGCCAUCGAUAUCCGACCGGAGUCACAACGGCCGCCUACUGCCUCGGAGGUGGGCAUUCGGUGGCCGAGCCGACGGUUUGGACGCCCGGGCCCAGCUGCCUGCAGGCAGAGACGGACAUGACGACCUGCCAGACGGCCGACCUGUUGACCGCGUUCACGCCGCACGCCGGCGCCACGGCAGCAGCAGCAGCGGCGGCCGCGGCUGCGGCGGCUGCAGCGGCGGCGGCCGCGGCGGCUGCGCGCAUGAACACCUCCCCGAAUAGCUCUUACGCCACCCUUUAUCAUCAGCAGCCGCAUCAGCAGCAGCAGCAACAGCAUCAGCAAGAGGCGAGCCACCACCUGACGCACCACUCUCAUCACCACCACCAGCAUCCGCACCAUCAGCAGGGCCAACACGGGCAUCAGCACAAUCCGCAUCAGCGUCAGGAGCAGAUUUACCGCUGCCUGCAGCAGCAGGAGGCGGCGGCAGUGGCCGCGGCCUCAGGGCCUGUCGGCUGCGGCGAGUCCGGCUGCUGCUCGAGCGAUGAGUCAUCCAGUUCGGCUGCCACUGCCGCAGCAGCGGCGGCCGCCGCCGCGGCUUACGCUGCGGCUGCUGCCGCGUCCAAAUCAGGCGUGGGCGGCGAAGGCCUGUUCGUCGCGUCGAGGCCGCGCGCUGCCUGCGCGUCCGACAAGCCGGGCCAGUUCGGCGUGCUGAUGGUGCAGCAGCACACCGCCUCGUCGUCGCCACCGCCCACCUGCUCUGCGCACGGCGCGCCGCCCACGCGUCUCACUGACAGUCUGUCCGCCGAGGCCACGACCGGCGCGCCCGGCCUCACUCGGCCCAGCCCAGCCUACGGCCUGGGUCAGGCGGUCGGCUACGCGGCCGCUGGCAGCCCUUCCGCCGGCUACCCUUUCGGCCCGGUCAACCCGGCCGCGUACUCGCGCCUCGCCGAGGCCCACUUCGCAGGCCUCUCCGCCGGCCCUCUCGACCAGCCCGUCUGUCCGCUCGGCGUCUGCUCGCGGCCGUCGCGCCCGGCCGCCGACUACCCGCUCGUUUGUCAGUGGCUC